Molecule: messenger RNA, 5574 nt
Organism: Closterium sp. NIES-65
Lineage: Eukaryota; Viridiplantae; Streptophyta; Zygnematophyceae; Desmidiales; Closteriaceae
Source: the annotation of a GenBank genome assembly
AUGGCAUCUGUAGUUUAUCGUGUAGCAUACUCGGCAGUGGUGUGGGCGCCAGAUGAAGAGGAGGAGGAGGUGGCGGUGGUAACUGGGGCAGGGCGAUUGCUCACCAUGACUAGCGACUGGCAGAGCCUCUCAGCCAGUCAACAGCUGCCACCUGGCACGUACGGCCCAGGGCCUGCUGCGUGGCAGCCAGCUGGCGCGCUGAUAGCCGCUGCUGCCUGCAAGUUGGAGGAGGGAAAGGGGGAGGAGAGAAAAGAGGAGGAGAGAGGAGGGAAGGAGAGAAGAGGGGAAGAGAGGGCGAGGGGUGGAACAUCGGUUCUGCCUGUUGAAGACGCCUCGUUUCCCGAAGCUGGGUCGGUGCGGCAGGUGGGAGGGGCAGGGCGGGGGAAAGGAGAAGGAGAGAAGGGGGGAGGCGGAGGAGGAGGAGGAGGAGGAGGAGGAGGAGGAGGAGGGGAUGCAAGUCUGAGGGCAUCAGCAUCAGCAUGCGUGCAUGAAAUUGUGUUCUUUGAGCGAAACGGGCUCGAGAGAAACCGCAUGCAGCUGGCAGGGCUGCCCCGCCCACAGCCGGAAUUGAACCCGCGACCUUUCAGUUGUCAUUCUUUCCUAGCUGGCGCUGGUUGCCCCUGCUGUGGCUGCCACGUGGCAGCAAUUGACUGGAGCAGCGACUCCCAGCUGCUGAGCGUGGCAGUGGAGACCCGUGAUUGGCUGGCCGUUCAAGUAUACUACCGAUGCAACUACAAGUGGUAUUUGAAGCACGAGUGCCGCACCAACAAGACCCACCCCCACCUAUCCGCACCCGCUCCCUCCCUACCCUCUCUCCCCCUCCUACCUUCUUUCCUCUGGCACCCGGAAUCCCCCUCCUCCGCCCUCUCCUUCUCCCCCCUCGGGAUCAUCUCAGCCGUCCAUUUCAUCUGUACGGCUGGCGCUCUUGCACCCGGCAAUCCCACCGUUGCCGUGAUCGACGGCCAGGAUUUGAGGAUCUCGUCGCUGCUGCUGCAUGGGGGGAACGGGGGUGCAGGGGGAAGGGGGAGCGGGGGGGGCAGGGGGGGAAGGGGAGGACUCAUCCCCCCGCCGUACUGCCAUAGGGUGGAAGGAUUUCCGGCUGCUGUGGUGGCGGUGGCGGGUGCUGAGCUGGCAGGUGGUGACGUGGCAGGGUUUGAUUGGUGGGAGGAGAGCGGCGAUGUGGUUGGUGUGCAGAGUGGUACGGAGGGGUGUGGAGCAGUCCAAAAGGGUAAGAAGGGUGGAGUUGAGAUUGUGGGAGCGGUGCUUUCGAAUGGUGAUGUGGGGGUGGUGGUUAGACCAGAGGGGUGUGAUUGGGUGGAUGAGGAAGAGGAAGAGGAAGAGGAGGAGGGAGAGGGAAAUGAGGGAGACGAAGAAGGGGAAGGAGAGGAAGAGGAAGAUGAUGAGGCGGAGGAUUUUCCACAGAUCAAGCGAUUCAUCGCUACUCUAGAAAGCAGCAGCAACACCACCAGUAGCAGCACUGACACCAGCACCACUAGAACCAGCAGCAGCAACACAAACAGCAGCGGCAAGUACAGCAGCAUCACGCGGAGUGACAUUGCUCGCAUGCGCCAUGCAGCCUGGCUCUCCCCCUCCCGCCUGGUGGGAGUCAUUGCCGCCACACCACAGAGUGAAGGAACUCUCGAGCAGGGCGCAUCUGGUUCUGUUGACUCGGUUGACUUUGCUGACCUGCUGGUAGAGUUGGAGCUGAGGCGAGAGAAGGGGGGAGGAGAGAGUGGCAGUAUAAUUGGAGUGGAGAGCAGCAGUGAGAGUGUGUGUGGCGGCAUGGUGGGGUUAAGAAGGGGUGGGGAGGGUAAGGAGGUCCAGAGAGCAGUGAUGAGUGUGGUGGGGGUGCUGAGGCUGAAACAGAAGGUAGUGGGUAUGGCCCGCGGCACUUGCGCUGCUGUGCACACUGUUUCUGCACCGGCUGCUGCUGGGCUGAAGGGAGGAAACGCAGUGGAAGAGAGGAAAGAGCAUCUGUAUUGGCAGCAGCAAACGGCGCAGCAGCAGCAGCAGCAGCAGGAGGUUGUUAAGGGUGGGUCAUCGGUCUUCCUAUCUCUCGCUGACGGUUCCCUCCUUCGCUACCUCUCCUCCUCCACCCCCUCUGCCUCCUCCACCCCCUCUGCCUCCUCCACCACUUCCUCUGCCUCCCAUGCACCCUCUUCCACUUCCCCCUCUCCCUUGCCCCUCUCCCCAUCUUCAACGGACCUGGUGCUCCGGUUCCCCGAGCCUUGCCCUUGGUUUGCUGUGGUGGAGGCGAGGGUUCAAAUCCAGCUGUCGUCUUCAUCAAGAUUGACUGCAGAAUUAUCAACAUCAACAGCAGCAGCAGCAGCACCUGUGGUGGUUCUAUGUGUGGGGCGAUCGCACAAAGGGCGUCUGUAUGUAGGUUCUGCCACUCUUCCUGGUAACCCAACAACUGGAGUGGUAACCAGGUUACCACAGGCACCUGAUGCCACGGCAGUGUGUGGCGACUGCUCGUCCUUUGUGCUCCACUUCAUGGCAGUUCCCAAGGCCCCCGGAGUUCCCAAGGCUGAUUCAGCGCACCAAUCAGAGCCUAAGAAGGCAUCCCAGGCCUUAUCCCCAUGCCAUGUCAUCACUCUUGUCUUCACUACAGUGUCGGGCGCUAUAGUCACACGGGACCUGCUUGCUUUGUCUCUAGAGGCGGGUUCUGGUUCCCAGGGAGCACCUGGAGGCGCAGGUGGUUCUUCAGGUGUUUUCUCAGGUGCUUCUGUUGCGCUCCCAGGUGCACUCCCAGGCAGGGUGUCGGAGGAGGGGACGAGGGCAGGAGUGGGCGGGCCGGCCGGCAGCAGAAAAGGACAAAAAGGGAAGGUGUCGUCAUCAUUGCUGUCUUGUCCUUUGUGGGAAGGGGGGGCGGUCCUGGUGGCAGGGCUUGGCCGGCUGAGAGUGGGAGGGGAUGAGAGAGUGGAGAGGGGGGCAGAGGACGAGGGGGAAGAGGGAGAGGAGGAGGAAGAGGAGGAGGAGGAGGAUGGGGAGGGGGAGGCGGAUGGGGAGGGGGAGCCGGCAGUGGUUCUCCAAGCGACACGUGGCAGUCUGGAAUUGGUCUACCACCGGGCGCUCGUGCUCCGGGCGGCGGGGCUGCUGCUGAGUCAGCGCCGCUUCCGGGCGGCUGCUGAGCUGGCGCGCCGGCACAGGCUGGACCCAAACGUGCUUGUGGAUUUCGGCGGGUGGAGAUCAUUUGCUGGUUUGGGAGGGAGAACGACAUUGAGCGGGGAGCAGAGUGAAGCGGCCUUGAAUGGGGUGCAGGGGGGAGUGGUGGGCAGUAGUGGGGUGCAUGUGGGUUCUGGGACUAGUGGAGCGAGGGAGUUUGUGCGGCAGGUGGGAGAGCCGGGGCUACGGCACGUGAGUGAGGUGAUCUAUGGUCUGAGGGAGGAGGAUGUGGCAGCGAGAGGGGGAAUGUAUGGUGAGGUGCUGGCGGGGAUGAGAGGAGAGGUAGGAGAAGGGGGAGGGGAAGGGGGAGGAGGGGGUGGAGAGGGAGGAGGUGGAGAAGGGGAGGGGGUAAAAGGCAAGGUGACAGCUGUGUGCACGGCUCUCCGGGCGGCGCUAGAAGACGUGCUGCCGCCCGGCGCCGUCCGGGACACGUGUGUGCUGAGCACGUAUGCGUGCAGUGUGCCGCCCAGGCUGGAAGAAGCCCUGUUGCGCAUCAAAGCAAAGCGGAGCUCUGAUGAUCAAGUGGUUUUGUCUAAAGACAGGUCAAAAGAUGAGCAUGCGGGUCUGUCAAAAGAUGAGCGUGUGGAUGGGUCCAGGUCUGCACCCACUCGCCAACCUGCAGAUCAACCUGAACCCACUCGCCAACUUGCAGAUCAACCUGAACCCACUCGCCCCACCCCUCUCCUCGCCCUCUCAGUGGAAGCUUCCUUGAAGCAUCUCAUGUGGCUGACCACCCCAGACCACGUCUUUAACUCCGCAUUAGGCCUCUACGAUUUAAACCUCGCUGCGUUAGUAGCCGCCCACGCCCACUCCCAGAAAGACCCCAAGGAGUUCCUCCCGAACCUCCGAGGCUUGGCCGCCGAGCCUCCGCCGAUCCGGCGGCUCAGGAUUGAUGUGAGGCUCGGGAGGCUGGAAGGGGCGGUUGGCCAGCUGGUGGCCUCUGAUUCGCCGCUGAUGGUAGCUUCUGAUUCGCUGUUGGUAGGGAGAGGAGAGGAGGGGAAGGGAGAGGAGGAAAAGAAAGAGGAGCAAGUGAGGGAGCAGGGCAAGGGAGAGGGGAGUGAGGCAGCAGGGCAGGAGGCGAGGAGGCUAGUAGAGGAGGUUAUGGCAUUGCUGCGAGCACACCCUGAUAGACUGUUUCCUGUUGCUGCUGCUGCCACUGCCACAGCUAUCGCCUCUCACCCCUCCCUCUCAUCCUCCUCUUUGUCAGAUUCCUCUGCUGCUUCUCUCGCUGCUUCUUCCACACCUACCAUUGCUUCGGUCCGAACCUCCAUUCUCAACCAAUGGGCAGAGCACCUCUUUUCCCGAGCCUCCGAGGCCUCGCUUCCCGAAGCUGCGCUUCUCUUUACCGGAGCUAACAACCUGCCUCGUGCGCUCCAGGCCUACCGCCAGGCUGGGCAGUGGCGCAAGGCGCUUACCACUGCAGCCAGGCUCGGAUUCCCCGAACCUGAGGUUCGGAAACUCGCACAGGAGCUUCGGGAAGAGCUUGUCGAGGUUGGGAGGAGGGCAGAAGCCGGGCGGCUGGCGAUUGAGUACGAGGGGGAUUCGGGCGGCGGAAUUCGUCUUUUAGUGGAGGCGCAUUGUUGGGAGCAGGCAGCGGAGGAGGCGGGGAGGAGUGGACAGGUGUCGCUUCUUGAUUCGCUGAUCGUUCCAGCAUCAGUGGAAGCAGCAAGGGGCAUGCUAACAGACAUGGAUGAAACACAGGGGAAAAUAACAGCCUAUGUUCGCCGGUUCGGUGCAGUUCGGUGCAAACGGGUGCAGAUGGAGGAGAAGCUCAAGGCCGAGAGGUUGGAGAGGGAGGAGGUGGAGAGGAGGAGGAGGGAGGAGUAUGGGGAGGAGUAUGGGGGAGGGGGGAUGGGGAUGGAUGAGGCUUCAGAAACUGCAUCUAUGGCAUCGAGUGAUGUGGGGAGCAUGGCUAGCGGCGUUACUGGCUUGAGUGCCUACACUGCAGGCUCUUCGUCUCGUGUGAGCACGGCCAGUGGAUGGACCGCCACGAGCAAGAAGACGGGUGGUAGGGCGGCCAGGAGAAAACAACAGAAGGCUGACAAGGGGAGGCGGAUUCGAGCUGGCAGUCCUGACGAGGAGCAAGCAUUGGUCGAGCACAUUCGCAUGCUCGGCCCCUCCUCCCAAACCUUGGAGGAGGUUCGGCAGCUGCUGGAGCUGCUGACAGGCUCGGGGCACGAGCCUUUGGCUCGGAGGCUUCAGGCGCGGGUGGGGGCUAUAAUCGCCACUCAUACGGCAGCUGUUGCGGAGGUGGAAGCAGCUCUUAAAGAGGAUAGACUGAAGGCAGCGGUAGAAUCUGAGGGGGUUUUACAUUCCAAUGCUGCUGGAGAUGCUGCAGCAGAAGCGGGUUUGGCUUCUUCUACAAAGAAAGACGUGAAAUGGAAGUGGGAGGUCCUAGAAGGCAUUUAA